GAAGUGGGCACUGCGGGGCGGGGCGGCCCGCGGUCAGUCGGCCACGCCGUGUUUGUUUCCUUUCACUUCCUGCGGCAGCUGCUCCUCAUGGGGAGGAGAGCGGGGCUCGGGCGGAGCGGCCGCGUGCUGCGGCUCUGAGCGCCCGGCCACCGCCGCCGCCAGGACUUCCCGGACCCACCGGGGCUUCGGCUAUGAGUGCGCGGUGACUAGGCGGCGUUGGGAAACGUAGACCUGAGACUUCGGCAUGUGAUGCUGAUUCUGUUUUGAGAGGCUUGAGGAGACUGAAGAAACCCCAAAAUGGAGGACUUUUCUACCAGGACCUACGGCACCAGUGGCCUGGACAACAGACCUCUGUUCGGAGAGACGUCUGCCAAGGAUCGAAUCAUCAAUUUGGUCGUUGGCAGCUUAACAUCCUUAUUGAUUCUAGUAACACUGAUCAGUGCUUUUGUUUUCCCUCAACUACCUCCGAAACCGUUGAAUAUAUUUUUUGCUGUCUGCAUCUCUUUGAUUAGUAUUACCGCCUGCAUACUUAUCUACUGGUAUCGACAAGGAGACUUAGAACCGAAAUUCAGAAAUCUAAUUUACUAUAUCUUAUUUUCUAUCAUCAUGUUAUGUAUAUGUGCAAACCUGUACUUCCAUGAUGUGGGAAAGUGAGGCUCCCAAGGAGAAGUACUUACCAGGUCUCUUCAAAGCUAUUUAUUAGGACUGUGAAUAAGCGCUGGAUAAGGUAUGCGGAAGAAUCUCCUGCAUCUGGACGUCUGACACAUGAUUUUCAUGUUAAAUGUAAAUCUAAAUUCCCUCUUGCAGGGGAGACAUAUCAUAGAUCACUUUCCUUUUUCUUUAAGGAGCUGAUGUUGCACUUACACAUUCAACCCUUAAAGCUCAAACAGCACAAGUAAUUUUCACUUUUGAAAUUAAAAUUUUUUAUAAUGUAAUUGCAUGGCGAAAGGCUAUGUAACAAUCUUGUAUUUUAAGACAAAUAUUCUUUUAUUUCUGUUAAACUGAAUAUACAAUUAUUGUUCCCUAGGCAACCAACUUUUGCUUACAACUACAAUUUAAAUUCACGUUAACAAAAGACAGAUGGUGAAAAGACAACUUUGAUUGUGAAGAUCUAAUUACAAUAAUAAAUAAAAUAAUUUACACAAGG
This is a messenger RNA of Equus quagga, 1147 nucleotides long. It is a transcript of the gene TMEM243, whose product is annotated as transmembrane protein 243. The transcript is spliced from 4 exons. The coding region runs from base 298 to 654 and encodes 118 amino acids. Lineage: Eukaryota; Metazoa; Chordata; Mammalia; Perissodactyla; Equidae. The record is from RefSeq and is a predicted model, not a curated record.